AGCAGUUCUCACCGCACAGAUAUUGGCCUCUCAAUUCCACCGUUUGGAAGCGAUAAACAAUCAGACCUGCCAUUCACGCCCACAGCCACAUAGCUUCACCCGACAUGUCAGUCGCUAGGGUCGCGCAGCCUACGACUCCCCAGUCGCCAGCGACGCCAGCAACACCAGCCGCCCAGACCCAGCUGUCGUACACACCCAACGGCUCCUGGCGACACCCCAAGUUUGACGAGAUCGCGCGCCGCCAGUACGCCACGACCUUUGAUGAGCGCAAUGUCAGGGCUAUUGUUGCGAAUGCGGGCCUUCUCUUCGUUUCCAUCUACGCGAACAGCAUCACCUCCAAGGUGAAGCUGCUCGACUAUGCUGUCACCCCCAUUAAUGCGCUGGUAACCACCGUCCCCUACAGCGAAUGGGUAGUCGUAUUAGUCCGGCUCGCCUUCGUCGCAAACAUCGUCAUCGCCUUCGCGCCUCUCGUCCGCCGCUACUACCCCGACGACAUCGCCGACAUCCCCCUCACUCCCUCGCAGCGCGCGUCCAUGGGCCUGAAAGCUGGCAUCUUGUCACCACCAACUCCCGGCUCCGCGUAUGCAUCACCCAACUACGUGACACCACCGCGCUAUCAGCGAUCUACACCUCGCAGCAGCAGCUUUAGCAACUACGGCGAGCGCUCCUCGCAAUCACCGCUGUCUGGAAGCCCGCGGGCAAGCUUUGGGCAGUCCUCUUCAAACUCGCCCUUCUCUCCAAAUAACACGAGUAGUCCGCUAUUCCAGAAGGCGCUUGGUGGAUCGACGACGAAGCGGUUGAGCUAUGGGGGGAGCCCGAUGAGUAGCAGCUUGUUUGGCGACAGCUCGAGUAGUGCUACACCCGGUACACCUACGCCGUCUACAGGCAAAGCGAGCGUGGGGCUGAACAACAAGUGGCUGUAUGAGAAGCGGAGAGACAGUCCCAAGAGCAGUCUGUUCAAGUGAGGAGGUUCAUUAGCCAUGUGUGUAAUUUACAUGUCGCUUUAUACCCGGAGAUAUUGCGCUGGCGUCCUGAACUUGGAAUUUUAAUACUUCAGCGUAGCAUGCAUAGCUGUUUUGGCAAAAUAUCAGCUCGUUUACCCAUCAUCCAUCGUAUCACACAAAGAGCGGAUCUUGUAUGACAUUGUACCAUGCUAGGAGCCUUCAACCCACGCUGCAAAAGCGGGAAAUGUGCAUUACAAGUGAUAAUACGUGACUAUUCGCAAUAUAUAGUCCCUCUCAGCACCCCAUUCUAUUAUGAGAACCGAUCCCCCUUCCUCGUCCGAUACACAUCACUAGCCUCGUAUUUACUCUUCUCCCUUGCCUUCUGCGCCUCAUCCUCCGGCGCAUGUCUCGUCGCGGCGGGGUCCUGGCUAGCCUGUAUCGACGGAUUCCCAUCUUCAUCCAGCUCCGCACCACCACCGCCACCCGAUUCCCCCCUCUCGCUCCUCAGCCGGCCC
Messenger RNA from Cucurbitaria berberidis CBS 394.84, 1459 nucleotides. RefSeq lists its product as uncharacterized. Bases 105 to 965 code for a protein of 286 amino acids. Lineage: Eukaryota; Fungi; Ascomycota; Dothideomycetes; Pleosporales; Cucurbitariaceae. Gene Ontology annotation, cellular component: nuclear outer membrane; nuclear pore transmembrane ring. The transcript has 2 exons. The record is from RefSeq and is a predicted model, not a curated record. Gene Ontology annotation, biological process: spindle pole body duplication; protein import into nucleus.